AACUCAUCAUCUCUCCCAAAUUCAAGAUACAAGAUUAACAAAUAUGGAUCCAUCCAAAUCAUUCGUGUUCAUGUUAUUCUUCUUCUUCUUCCUCACGGCGGCGAAGAUUAUCGAUAGCCGAUCCAACUGGAGAACAGAGGACGAAUUGAUUUCUAUCUACGAAUCCUGGCUAAUCAAGCACGGUAAAUCAUACAGCAACGCCUUGGGAGAGAACGAGAGGCGGUUUCAGAUCUUCAAGGACAAUCUUUACUUCAUCGACGACCAUAAUUCCGUUCAAAACAGAACAUAUAGAGUCGGAUUGAACCGUUUCGCCGAUCUGACUAACCAGGAGUAUCGGUCGAUGUAUUUGGGCGGCGGUUUCCAAAGGAAACUCAGUUCCUCCGCAGCCGGAAAGAGAAGCGAUCGUUAUCUCCCCAAGCUGGGAGAGAGCUUACCGGAUUCAGUUGACUGGAGGAAGGAAGGAGCAGUUGCUGAGAUCAAAGAUCAAGGCAGUUGUGGGAGUUGUUGGGCAUUCUCUACUAUAAGUGCUGUGGAAGGAAUCAACAAGAUAGUUACUGGUGAAUUGAUAACAUUGUCUGAGCAAGAAUUGGUUGAUUGUGACACAAGUUAUAAUGAAGGAUGCAAUGGGGGUUUAAUGGAUUAUGCUUUCCAGUUUAUCAUUAAUAAUGGUGGGAUUGAUACUGAUGAUGAUUAUCCUUACUAUGGUACAGACCAAAAAUGUGAUACAUAUAGGAAAAAUGCGAAAGUUGUUACGAUUGAUGAUUAUGAAGAUGUUCCUACUUAUAACGAGGAAGCUUUGAAGAAGGCUGUUGCAACUCAACCAAUUGCUGUUGCUAUUGAAGGUGGAGGCAGGGCUUUUCAGUUCUAUGAUUCUGGCGUGUUCACCGGAAAAUGCGGUGUAGCUCUAGACCACGGCGUUGCUGCAGUAGGAUACGGUUCAGAAAACGGAUUAGACUACUGGAUCGUGAGAAACUCAUGGGGAAAAACAUGGGGAGAGAAAGGUUACAUAAGAAUGGAACGAAACAUAGCCGGAAGCAACACAGGAAAAUGUGGGAUAGCUAUGGAAGCAUCAUACCCAAUUAAAAAAGGUCAAAAUCCACCCAAUCCCGGUCCUUCACCACCAUCUCCGGUGACACCACCCACGGUUUGCGACUACUACUACACAUGCCCGCAGAGCACGACAUGUUGCUGUGUGUACGAAUACUACGGUUACUGUUAUUCAUGGGGAUGUUGUCCUCUUGAAGGCGCAACUUGCUGCGAUGAUUAUGAAAGCUGCUGCCCUCAUGAAUAUCCCAUUUGUAAUGUUGAUGCACAAACAUGUUUAAUGAGCAAGAACAAUCCAUUGGGAGUGAAGGCGAUGAAACGGAUCCAAGCCAAACCGCAAUGGACCAGUGCUUAGAAGAUGAAGGAUGUAUAAGUUCGAAAAGACAUGAAUUGUUAUGCUGCUGCAUAUUUGAAUUUGAUGAAUGAUUGUCAUCACUAAUUCAUCAUAUGCUUAAUUGUGUAUGUAUAUAUAUUGUAUAUAAAUUCCGUAUUAGUCUUCAAAAUCAAGAGAUAUACAAAAAAAAUCUCUUAGUUUUCUCUUUUUAAGUAGAGAGACUGUGUUUAAUUUUAUAAGUGUA
Messenger RNA from Impatiens glandulifera, 1622 nucleotides. RefSeq names its product cysteine proteinase RD21A-like. Gene Ontology annotation, molecular function: cysteine-type endopeptidase activity. NCBI's taxonomy places the organism in Eukaryota, Viridiplantae, Streptophyta, Magnoliopsida, Ericales, Balsaminaceae. The record is from RefSeq and is a predicted model, not a curated record. The coding region runs from base 44 to 1399 and encodes 451 amino acids. Gene Ontology annotation, cellular component: lysosome. The transcript is spliced from 5 exons.